This is a messenger RNA of Penicillium cataractarum, 975 nucleotides long. Its product is annotated as SAGA-associated factor 29 family protein. Bases 1 to 975 code for a protein of 324 amino acids. Gene Ontology annotation, cellular component: SAGA complex. Lineage: Eukaryota; Fungi; Ascomycota; Eurotiomycetes; Eurotiales; Aspergillaceae. The transcript is spliced from 3 exons. The record is from RefSeq and is a predicted model, not a curated record.
AUGUCUCGAAAUCGCCCACGCCCCCGCGACAAUGGGCUUGGCAACAACGAGGAGAUGGAGCUCUGGACCCGGAUCUGCCAGGACAUUCGCAAGUCCAAAGAGAAGUUUGACCAGCAAGCAUCGCUGUCAGUGCAGAUCAAGACAUUGGUAGAGAAGAUUACUCGCGAGGGCAACAAACCAACAAUGUCAGAACACGAUCAACUCGACACAUGGCUACGGCAAAGCCAGAAGUUCAGCGAAGAAGAGCGCUCGAUCAUGCAGGAUGAGCCUUGCGACGUGAUCAAGAACCUGGAGCUGCUGACUGCACUCCGCAAAGCAUCAGAAGCAGAAGCUCCGCCAAAUCGAUCGUCCACCCUGAAUAAGUCUCGCAAGAAGCGAAGCGAAAUCGAGAGCUCGGCUACCGACUCACCCAGUGCUUCGGGUGUGGACAAAGCCAGUCGUUCCAAGGGCGGAGUACCCCGAAGCACGAGUGUGUCUAGCAACCAAGCGCGCGAUGGCCGGAGUGAUGGGGUUGCAGUUAAGAUUGAAGAAGGGUCUGAAGGGACGAAAGGCACUAUGGCUGAGCGCAGCGGUCUGCUCGUAGUUGGAGCACUGGUCGUCUUCAAGCAUAGCAAGAAUAAACAGGGAGUAGAAGGCGAGGGCAUUCAGUGCAUCAUCAAGAAUAUCUCAGGGGAUGGGCAUAAGAAACGAUGGUACGAUGUUCAAGACCCCGAGCCCAAUGAAAAUGGCGAGGAAGGUGCUGUCUUUAAGACUACUGCCUCAUCUCUCAUCCCUAUCCCACACGCUGGUGCCCCCUUGCCUUCAUUCCCCGUUGGUAAGCAGGUGCUUGCGCGAUACCCCGACACCACCACUUUCUACCGGGCAGAGGUGAUGGGUUCCAAGAAAGAUACCUAUCGCCUCAAGUUUGAAGGCGAGGAAGAUGACAAGGAGAUGGAAACCGAGCGACGCUUUGUACUGGACAUUCCCAACAAAUAG